This is a messenger RNA of Syngnathus acus (greater pipefish), 3782 nucleotides long. It is a transcript of the gene porb, whose product is annotated as P450 (cytochrome) oxidoreductase b. Gene Ontology annotation, biological process: response to hormone. Gene Ontology annotation, cellular component: cytosol. The record is from RefSeq and is a predicted model, not a curated record. The transcript is spliced from 15 exons. Gene Ontology annotation, molecular function: flavin adenine dinucleotide binding; FMN binding; NADPH-hemoprotein reductase activity. The coding region runs from base 354 to 2261 and encodes 635 amino acids. NCBI's taxonomy places the organism in Eukaryota, Metazoa, Chordata, Actinopteri, Syngnathiformes, Syngnathidae.
GUGAGUCAAAAGUGUGGGUCUGCAGCUUUUGCUACAUUUUAUGGGAAAGUCAGUUUCCCACCAUUGUGUUCAGACACUGACAGUGUGGCUGCAGCGUGCAUGUGCCGUGCGGCUGAGUAUGAGAAACAGACUGGAUUCACAGAGCAGCACAGGAAGAGGCCGAGUUCAGAUAACACCGGAGCCUCUGAGGUGAAAGCAGACCGCUUUUGAGUGUCUUCCUCGGACUGGGCUCGUUUUUUUGUCUGCUGGAGGCUGCCGAGUGUUGACAUCCUGCUAUUAAAGACGGAGCGUGGCGGCUCACGGUGCCUAGCCGGCGGUGAUCGUGGCUGUGCUGAGCCACAGGGCUACAUGCCAUGGGCUGUGUUUUCUCCCUGCCAGAAGACAGGAGAGAUGCUGCCGAGAGAGCACCCACAACAAGAGAAACGAGUUUCAUCGAGAAAAUGAAGAAAACGGGAAAGAACAUCAUUGUGUUCUAUGGCUCCCAGACUGGCACAGCAGAGGAGUUUGCCAACAGACUCUCCAGAGAUGCUCAGCGUUACGGCAUGAAAGGAAUGGCUGCUGAUCCAGAGGAAUAUGAAAUGGGUGAACUGUCUCGUUUGUCUGAGAUCAAAAACUCGCUAGCCAUAUUCUGCAUGGCCACCUAUGGAGAAGGAGACCCGACAGAUAAUGCCCAGGAUUUUUACGACUGGCUGCAGGAAAAUGAUGACGAAGACCUCUCCGGACUCAACUACACGGUAUUUUCUUUGGGCAACAAAACGUAUGAGCAUUAUAAUGCCAUGGGGAAAUACGUGGACAAAAGAUUGGAGGAACUUGGGGCCAAGCGCAUCUUUGACCUUGGUUUAGGAGAUGAUGAUGGCAAUUUGGAGGAGGACUUUGUCUCGUGGCGAGAGCAGUUUUGGCCAGCUGUCUGUGAGCACUUUGGAGUGGAAGCCUUGGGAGAUGACUCAAGCAUCCGGCAGUAUGAGCUGAAGGAUCACCCUGACAUCAACAUGAAUAAAGUGUUCACUGGAGAGAUUGGCCGUCUGAAGAGUUUUGAGGUCCAGAAGCCGCCGUAUGAUUCUAAAAAUCCCUUUUUGGCCCCAGUCACUGUCAACCGUCAACUCAACAAAGGUGGUCAGAGGCAUCUGAUGCACCUUGAAUUAGACAUUUCAGGCUCCAAGAUCAGAUAUGAGUCGGGAGACCAUGUGGCUGUUUUCCCCACUAAUGAUGCAGCUUUGGUGAAUAAGUUGGGACAAGUCCUUGGUGUGGACCUUGAUGUGGUUAUCUCUCUGAACAACCUUGAUGAGGAGUCCAAUAAGAAGCACCCAUUCCCCUGCCCAACAACGUACCGCACAGCUCUGACUCACUACCUCGACAUCACGCACCCUCCUCGUACUAAUGUCCUCUAUGAGCUGGCACAGUAUGCUUCGGACCCCAAAGAACAGGAGAAUAUGCGCAAAAUGGCCUCUUCCUCUCCUCAGGGCAAGGCACUCUACCAGAGUUGGGUGUUGGAGCCCUGCAGAAACAUUCUUGCCAUUCUGGAGGACAUGCCCUCUUUAAAGCCCCCCAUUGACCACCUGUGCGAGCUAAUGCCUCGUCUCCAGGCUCGCUAUUACUCCAUCGCCUCCUCCUCUAAAGUUCACCCGAACAGCGUCCACAUUUGCGCCGUGGUGGUGGAAUACAAGACCAAGACGAACCGUAUUAACAAGGGAGUGGCCACUAACUGGCUGAAGAAUAAACUGGUCACCGACAAUGGCCACAAAUCUACCGUUCCCAUGUACAUCCGCAAGUCUCAGUUCCGCCUACCCUUCAAGGCCAGCGUUCCGGUGAUCAUGAUUGGUCCUGGGACGGGAAUCGCUCCCUUCAUGGGCUUCAUCCAGGAGAGGGGCUGGCUCAAACAGCAAGGCAAGGAAGUUGGGGAUACAGUGUUGUUCUGUGGCUGCAGAUAUAAGAAUGAAGAUUAUCUUUACCAAGAGGAGCUAGAGGAGGCUGAGACGAACCAAGCCCUGACACGGCUUAAUGUUGCCUUCUCCCGAGACCAGGAGCACAAGGUUUAUGUGCAACACCUCAUGAAGGAAAAUAAAGAGGACAUCUGGAAACUUGUUCACUCAGAAAAUGCCCAUAUCUACAUUUGCGGGGAUGCAAGGAACAUGGCGAAGGAUGUGCAGACAGCCUUCUAUGAGAUAGCAGAAGAGCUUGAAGGCAUGACACGCACGCAGGCCACAGACUACAUCAAGAAACUGAUGACCAAGGGACGCUACUCGCAAGACGUGUGGAGUUAAAACUCACCAGCCCGGCCUUAAUCUCACUACUCAAGUGGUUGUUUUUAAUUUGUGGAGUUGUUUUUUUUUUUUUUUUUUAUAGAUCUUAUUUUAUUGUGACUGAAUAUGAAAAUAUUUAACAUUCUUUCAUUUUCAUUCUGGUUCAUGAAGCUAAAGGUGGAAGCCCAACCUCUGCAGGUUAUUUUGAAAACCCAUUGCACGGAUUUAGCCUACCACUCAUCUAUGAAAUAUUGUGUGACUGGAUCACCAGCACUUUGUCCUCCAGCCUCCUAAAGCACUCUGCUGGUCCCCUGUGCUGUGAAAAUUGACUGGCUGUAACAAAAUACUCAGGAAGGUUUCCCAUCACUCUUUCAACUUUAAAUAGGAAAGGAACACCAUGCAAAUUAAGUUACCGUUUCAAAUCUUAUCAUGAUGCAUUUUAGUGAGUGAAUUUGCAAAGUCACAGUUUUUAUUGUAUACACUCUUGAAAGAGUGCAAGCAUAAUCACUACAGUCGACCCCCGCUAUUUAUGGGGGAAAGUCUUUGAAUAAUUCAUGCCCAUUGAAAUGCAUUGGGGGAGAGAGAGAAUUUAUCUACAGACCUCCAAAAAUUCUUCAAAAAAAACACUGAUAAGACAUUUUAUGUAAGUGAUAUAUGGGGAAAUUGGAGGGAGGGGGGAUUUUUUUUUUCAAAGAAAAAAACAACUUUGAAAUAUAUCAAAUUUGGGGAGAAAAAAAAAAUCUUAAUUCCCGGGUGCCAAACCGCAAGUAUACGGGAGUUGACUGUAUACAUUAGUUUCCCUCAGCGACAAAUAUUAUCAAACAUGUGAGAAAACAUGAUGAUUUUAAGGGAAAUAUUUUAUGCUAACUGACUGUACGAUGUAAUGUUCAGCUUUAUGUUUUGACAAGGGACUUCUACUGCUUGGUUUAAUGAGUAAUUAACUUGAGAUGCAGGUAGGUGAUGCAAAGGGGAUUCUUUACUGUGUUUUAUUUCAUGCAGCAUGCAAUUAAAAAAUAAGAAUGUAUAAGUACAAUGUUAAGUGUUAGAGCAUUUUAAAAUUUGACCAGUAACAGCGUCUGGCCUCUUUUUUUUUUUUUUUUUAUUAUGCUUUUGACUGAAAAAAAUACUAUAAAGUGGUUUGUCCAGUGGCAGUGACACUGGAACGUAGCUGGUUGUACAUUUGAAUGCAACUGAUGUAUAUAUUGUCCAGUCGCUUAUGCACCGCAAUAUAGAGAAAACAUUUCUGUCUACCUGCUCUGUGGGUUCCCUACAAAUUUUGUGACGUAUGGAUUUGAAGAUGAAUAAAAUGCCAUUCUGCCCGCCAGCUAGAGUGCAGCCUGUGCCUUCUAAACAUUGCCUUACAUAUUGGAUUUGUAAACAUCACUUCAACUAUUUUUCUUCUUCCUUCUGAAUGUUUCAUGUACUUUAACCAGGCUGAGACACUUUACUGAGUACUGUCACUUUUGUUCAUUCCUCUGAAAUUGUUUGAUCUCAAGGCCUGCCUUUUCUAAAUAUGUAAAUUAAACAAAAUUUGAAAAUCUG